AUGUUUGUAAAGAUCAAGCAGAACUUGGAGAAUCGAUCGUUAUGGAAGAAGAGAUGGAUAUGGUCCAUAGGAAUUGUCAUGGUAGCGAUGUCGUUGAUGAUGAGCUGGUUGGUAUUAAGGAAAAAUCGAAUCCAAUACAUUGUUUCGCUUACUCAAUGGAACAACCUGACCAGUGUAACAUCAUCCUCUUCCAACACUCCAACUUGUGAAGAUUAUCAAGUUGCCUUCUAUCCCGACGAUGACCAAACUCAACCCAUUCAAUGUGGCCAAUGCAUUCCUGGAACUUCAGGUUUAGACACUCGAGAGUAUUGUGCCAUUCAUGAAUAUUGCACCGACGACGGUCAAUGCCAACCCAUUACAUCACAUCCUCUCUAUCAUGCAGCAUGUCCACGAGAAUUGGGUCGCCCUGAAACCAAAGACGGAUGGUGUGGUGCAGGACUUCGUUGUUUACAACAUCAAUGUCGACCCUGUGUCACUGGCAUGAUGGAUUAUGCCGAUGGUAAAAUUUGUGUGAAUGACGUGUGGACCUAUGAUACCUUACAAAUUGGUUUUUAUCAUCCCACUGUGAUUUUUCUGACAGCGUUUGUGGUCUUGGUGGCAUCGAAUAUGUGUCUCGAUGGUUGCAUGGAAGCCGUGUUUGCAUGUCAAAAGAAACGACAACGACGCAUUGAGGAAAAUUUGAAAAUCUUUUAUCAAUACAUGAUCUCAACGAGAGAGGACAAGCAUCAGCAGCAAUGA
Naegleria lovaniensis is the source of this 738-nucleotide messenger RNA. RefSeq lists its product as uncharacterized. The transcript has a single exon. The coding region runs from base 1 to 738 and encodes 245 amino acids. The record is from RefSeq and is a predicted model, not a curated record. NCBI's taxonomy places the organism in Eukaryota, Heterolobosea, Eutetramitea, Acrasida, Naegleriidae.